UUAUAUUACUGAUCCAGAGGGAGAACUACACUGACAUCGUUUGAAUUUUUUAUCUACAUUCGACAUCAACUCUUUUGACGUGUGGAGUGUGUCGUGGUCAGACUGGGAUUUCUCCAGUUUCAUGAUAAUUUCAUAUAAUUUUAAUGAAUAUACCAUAUAUCCACGCGGCUAACAACAAAGUUUUGUGUUCUAGUUGUGACAGAAGGUAAAUAAGGAAGACGAAGCAACCAUGAGUAGAUUUUUCGCAACUGGGACUGACUCCGAAUCCGAGAGCACCAGCGAGGACGAGCCAGUAGUACGCGCCCCAGCGCCCGUCUAUACUUUUAGUGACGAUGAGGAAGAAACGAAGCGCGUUGUGCGCUCCAUGAAGGAGAAGCGUUAUGAAGAGUUAGAAGGUAUUAUCCAUUCUAUCCGUAACCACCGCAAAAUAAAAGACUUCUCGUCGGCGCUCGCUUCAUUUGAAGAGUUACAGAAGGCUUACACCCGAGCCGCGCCUGUUGUCCAGAAGGAAGAAAAUGGCGUCGCACCAAGGUUCUUCAUCAGAGCUCUCGCGGAACUGGAUGAUUGGGUGUCUGGUGCUUGGAAUGACCGUGAUGGCAGGAAAGCAUUGUCCAAGGGCAAUAGCAAAGCACUCACAUCUCUUAGGCAGAAAUUGAGGAAGUACACCAAGGACUUUGAUGCAGACAUAAGUAAAUUCCGUGAAGAUCCGGAUCUACCUGAUGAUGAUGAAGAGAGGAAAGAUACAUCAUCAUCUGAUGAGUCGGAAGACGAAGAUAAGCCAGUCAAGGAAAAGCCACGCCCAGAACCUCCGCGUCGGCCGCCGCCUCAAGAUGACGAAUCUUCUGAUUCCAUGGACUGGGGAUCGAGUUCCUCCUCCGACAGUUCGAGCUCGGACGAUGAAGCUCGUGGUACGACCACUAUUCGUGAACGGUUCCUUAAGAGAACCACUGAGAGGGAAGAAGACGAAGAAAGAGAUAAACGUAGAGCGAAAAGGCGUGAGGAGAGACGUGAGAGAUCCGGUAAAAUCAGCAAACGCGACCAGGCUGACGAUGGUGGCGAAUGGGAGACUGUCAGGAAGGGUGCAGCUACUUCUGACAAACCUAAGAUGUUCGCCAAGGACAGUGACAUUGAUGCUGCUCUGGUAGUGAAGAAGCUUGGAGAAAUUAGCGCAGCCCGCGGGCGCAAGCGUACCGAUCGCCGCGCUCAACUGGAACUCUUGCAUGAGUUGCGUACUGUUGCCUUAGCACAUAACCUGGGUGAUGCGCUCCAACUGAAACUUCGAGCAGCUAUCGUCGCCGCGCUCUUUGAUUAUAACCCUAAAGUAUCUGAUGCUAUGAAGCCUGAAUAUUGGUCUAGACUUGUGGAGAAUGUUGAUCAUAUGGUCACACUUCUUUUGGCUCAUGAAGACAUGGUCCUCAGCGAAACUAUCACUGAGGAUAAUGAGGAAUUAGUGACUCCACCCUACCGUGUCCGCGGCUGUCUUCUCACCGCUUUGGAGCGUUUGGACGAUGAGUUUACUAAGUUGCUCAAGGAGUGUGACCCGCACUCCAAUGAAUAUGUCGAGAGGUUAAAGGAUGAAGUUAGGGUUUCGGCACUUAUCGAUCGCGUGUGUCAGGUCGUGGAGCGUGAUGGCUCUCCUCAGGAAAUAUGUCGCGCAUACCUUCGUAAGAUUGACCAUCUUUAUUAUAAAUUUGAUACUCGCGCUGUGCGUAAAGAUCUACCUCCUGGCGAGGAGACUACUAUCAAGAAAAUGGAGCGUUUCUGCAAAUAUAUUUACGCUCACGAUGAGACCGAUCGUCUUAGAACCCGCGCUAUCCUGUCUCAUAUCUACCAUCACGCAUUGCAUGACAACUGGUUCCAAGCACGCGAUCUGUUGCUGAUGUCGCAUCUCCAGGAAACUGUCCAGCAUUCUGACCCAAGCACUCAAAUUCUUUACAAUCGUACUAUGGCUAACUUGGGACUUUGUGCCUUUCGACGAGGCAACGUUAAGGAAGCUCACGGUUGUCUCGCCGAGCUUAUGAUGACUGGAAAACCUAAAGAGCUACUCGCUCAAGGUUUGCUACCGCAACGCCAACACGAGCGUUCCAAAGAACAAGAAAAAAUCGAGAAGCAGCGUCAAAUGCCAUUCCACAUGCAUAUCAAUCUAGAGUUACUUGAGUGCGUUUACUUAGUGUCUGCUAUGUUGAUUGAAAUCCCGUACAUGGCUGCACAUGAAUUUGAUGCGCGCCGCCGGAUGAUCAGUAAGACAUUCUACCAGAACCUGCGAGCCAGUGAGAGGCAGGCGCUUGUCGGCCCCCCUGAGUCUAUGCGAGAACACGCCGUCGCCGCAGCUAGAGCGAUGCGCCGUGGCGAUUGGAGAGCUUGUCUUAAUUUCAUUGUCAAUGAAAAAAUGAAUGCCAAGGUUUGGGAUCUAAUGGUGGGCGCUGACAACGUCCGCGCAAUGCUUGGCCGCCUCAUCCGGGAGGAGUCUCUCAGAACUUACCUGUUCACCUACGCACAUGUGUAUGCGUCGCUGUCCCUGCGCUCGUUGGCAGACAUGUUUGAGCUCCCGCGUCAACGUGUCCAUUCGCUUGUGUCUAAGAUGAUCAUCAACGAAGAGUUAUUAGCGUCACUAGAUGAUCCGAGCGAGUGUGCCAUACUGCAUCGCUCCGAACCUACAAGGAUGCAAGCUUUGGCAUUGCAACUGGCUGAUAAGGUUGGCAACGUGGUGGACUCGAACGAACGUAUCUUCGAGAAGCAAGGCUCCUUCUUCCAGCGUGGCGGCGCGCAGCGCGGUGAGGGCCGGCAGCGCGAGCGGCCGCGCGAGGGCUGGAACCGUCGCCAGCGCAACCGCCGCCGGGACGACGAGCGCGGGGACGAUUAGCGUUACCUGCACUUCUCACACAUGAAAUACAAAUAACAUCAUCUUUAUAGAGCUCCAUUAAACAAUAUGAGAGUAUCGACUAAUAAAUUAGUAUUUCAAGGACAAUUCUAUUACAAUAGUCCCCAGUAACAAUAGUGUGAAGCCAUUAUUUCAGUUUCUUAUAUAGGAGAUCAGUGAUAUUUGUAAAUGAUGUAACAGAUUAGCCUAUAAAUUACAUAUUUUAAAUUUAUAUCAUGCUCUUUUCUAUAACCAUUUAUAAAAAUAAAUACCUAUGUUGAUGUGUGUAUUUAUAUUUUUUUUUAAAAUGCCAUACGCUUUGUAAUGAUCAUUUCCACAUUACAGUAUGUAGUAUGUACCAACUCUUCUGCAUUACUUGGUGAUCUGCUAUGAAUUCAUAAUCCUCAUUCAAUAAAUGUCACAAUAUAUCCAC
This is a messenger RNA of Manduca sexta (tobacco hornworm), 3293 nucleotides long. RefSeq names its product eukaryotic translation initiation factor 3 subunit C (gene eIF3c). The transcript is spliced from 7 exons. The coding region runs from base 230 to 2863 and encodes 877 amino acids. Gene Ontology annotation, biological process: translational initiation. The record is from RefSeq and is a predicted model, not a curated record. Gene Ontology annotation, cellular component: eukaryotic translation initiation factor 3 complex. NCBI's taxonomy places the organism in Eukaryota, Metazoa, Arthropoda, Insecta, Lepidoptera, Sphingidae. Gene Ontology annotation, molecular function: RNA binding; translation initiation factor activity; translation initiation factor binding.